This is a messenger RNA of Aureococcus anophagefferens, 531 nucleotides long. RefSeq lists its product as hypothetical. NCBI's taxonomy places the organism in Eukaryota, Pelagophyceae, Pelagomonadales, Pelagomonadaceae. Gene Ontology annotation, biological process: vesicle-mediated transport. Bases 1 to 531 code for a protein of 176 amino acids. The record is from RefSeq and is a predicted model, not a curated record. Gene Ontology annotation, cellular component: membrane. The transcript has a single exon.
AUGGCGUCGACGCGGUCGCUCCUCACGGGCGAGCCGAGACCGCAGACCGUGGCCGAGCAGGUCGAGGAGGAGUGCUGCAAGGCCUGCCCGCGGCUCAGCUGGAAGCAGCGCUUGAUCGGGUUCUCCUUAUGCUUCGCGCUCGGCGUCGUCGUCGAGCUGGGCUCGUUCAUGCGCAUCGUCGAGCUCGUCGGGGGAAACCCGAAGCCCUUCGCCGUGACCUACAGCCUGGGGAACGUCAUCGCGAUCUGCUCGUCGUUCUUUUUGGCGGGGCCGUACAAGCAGUGCAAGUCGAUGCUCGCGCCGACGCGCGUCAUCGCGACGGCGACCUAUCUCGUGGCCAUCGGCGCGACAUUAUUCGUCGCGCUCUUCGACGCGCGCAUCCCGGCGCGCGCGGGGCUCAUCAUCCUCCUCGUCUGCGUCCAGACCAUCGCGCUCUUCUGGUACAUGAUCUCCUACAUCCCCUUCGCGCGGGACUUCGUCAAGAACUGCUGCAAGGGCUGCUGCGCCGACGCCACGGGCAUGGGCGCGUAA